UUUGUAAACAGUUGACAAAAAAAACAUAUUUUGUAAACAUUAUUUUCAUUAAUAAUAUUAAAUUACAAUUGGGGCCAUAUCAAAUAGCCUCGAACUCAAAUUGUAAUUUACAUUUGGUAUGUUGCUAAAAAAAAUUACAUUUGGUAUCACAUAUUUUGUUGCUUUUGUUUUUGUAUCUCUACUCUCAGUUCUAAGUCCUACCAAAUCACUUGUUAAAGAAAAAGAAAAAACAAAUUUCUAAACCAUAUAUGGAUAGAUCAUAGAUGUGGCUAUGUGAGUAAACAUCCCUAUUGUAAAUAACACUUCAAAAUUAUAAACACACGGACACGUAAAUCAACAUACAAAAAUAGAUAAGAAAAAUAUAUUCAAUUAUCAUAAAAUGUUGUAGAUUCUUUAAACCUUUUCUAAUAAAUAAAACACUAUAUUCAACUACCAUAAAAUAUUGUAGAUUCUUUAACCUAUUCUGAUAGAAAGUUGUAUUGUUUACAAUUCAAUUCUAUUCGAAAAAAGAUAAUUAAUGUUUAUCAGUAUAUUCCUAUUUCCAUUUCUACAAAGAAAUUGUUAGUCAAGCCUUUGAAUUUUACACCAGUGACUGGCUCACUGCGCUUGCGUUACAGUAUAGAGAAAGUAGCCGUUUGGUGCCAAAAUGUUACAUGCACGAAUUAAAUUACAGAACAACAGUUUUUUUUUUUGGGUGCAAAACAGAACAACAGUUGAAAACUUAAACGCAGAGAAACGGUCGCGAUUGGCUUCAUCAAGUUUUUUUUUUUUAAUUUCUGAGACUAUAAAACAUUUUCUUUGCCGGCUAUAACCUGCCGGCGUAUCUUUGCAAUCUCACAACAUAAAACAUUUUUUAAUCAGCACACAUUCUUCAGAUAAAGAAAAGUUCUCCGUUACAAGAUAGAGACAAAAGCUAGUUUUCUUACAAUGCAAGUCUUCUUCUUCUUUUUCUCUUUGGUCCUCUGUUUCGCUCUGAUCUUCUCAGAAACUCUCGAAGACGACAAGAGAGCUUUGCUUGAUUUCUUGUCACAUUUCAGUUUACCUCUUCACCGUUGGAACCAGAGCUCUCCGACUUGCCAUCAGUGGACCGGAGUUACCUGCAGCCGAAACCGUAUCGUAUCCGUUAGAUUGCCUGGGGCUGGACUAAACGGUUUGAUCCCACCAUUCACCAUCACUCGUCUCUCUUCCCUCAAGAUUCUAAGCCUUAGAAACAACCAACUCUCCGGAGAGCUCUCUUCUGAUUUCGUCAACCUCAAGAACCUGACUCGUCUCUAUCUACAGCACAACCACCUCUCUGGUCCGUUACCAGCGAUCUUCUCGGAGUUAAAGAAUCUCAAGGUUCUUGAUCUUUCUAACAAUGGACUCAACGGAAGCAUCCCGACCUCUCUUUCACGUUUGACCAAACUUAGAGUCUUGAACCUUGCAAACAACUCGUUCUCAGGAGACAUUCCCGAUCUUGAUCUCCCAAACCUGAGGCAAAUCGACCUGUCUAACAAUAAACUCACCGGCGCAAUACCGAAGUCUCUUCGAAGAUUCAAACCUUCAGCCUUUUCUGGCAACAACGUAACAGUAAAGGAGACACAACACAAGACACCUUUCGGGUUAAGCCAGCUUGCUUUCUUGCUGAUUCUCUCGGCAGCUUGCAUUUUGGGUGUUUCCGGACUCUCCUGUAUAAUAAUGAUCACCUGUUUCGGGAAGUCUAGAAUCUCCGGGAAGUUUCGGAAGAGAGAAUCUCCAGGGAACUGGACAUCUAGAGACGAUGAUGACGCUGAAGAAGGAGGAAAGAUCAUCUUCUUCGGGGGGAAGAACCAUUUGUUUGAUUUAGACGAUCUGCUAAGCUCAUCAGCUCAAGUUUUGGGGAAAGGCGCCUUUGGUACAACCUAUAAGGUAACAAUGGAAGACACGAGCACAGUGGUAGUCAAGCGACUAAAAGAAGUUGUGGUGGGAAGAAGAGAGUUUGAGCAACAAAUGGAGAUCAUCGGCAUGAUUAGGCAUGAGAAUGUAGCUGAGCUAAAGGCUUACUACUAUUCUAAAGACGAUAAACUCGCUGUUUAUAGCUACUACACUCAAGGAAGCCUCUCCCAGAUGCUGCACGGAAACAGAGGAACGUAUGAUCGAGUACCUUUGAGUUGGGACGCUAGACUGAGAAUAGCAACUGGUGCAGCGAGAGGUUUGGCUAAGAUCCACGAAGGGAACAACGGGAGACUCAUCCAUGGGAACAUCAAGUCCUCAAACAUCUUCUUAGACUCGCAACGCUACGGCUGCGUCGGAGACAUUGGCUUAACAACCAUCAUGAGAUCUCUUCCUCAAAGGACUUGUCUUACGUCAGGUUACCACGCACCUGAAAUAACAGACACGAGAAGAAGCACGCAGUCUUCGGAUGUAUACAGCUUCGGGGUGGUUUUACUCGAGCUUCUGACGGGGAAGUCGCCAGCAAGUCGAGAGACGAAAGGUGGUGAGAAGAUGGAUUUGGCCACGUGGAUAAGGAAUGUGGUGGUGGAAGAGUGGACAGGGGAAGUAUUCGACAUGGAGAUUUUGAGCGAGUCGGGUGGGUUCGAGGAGGAGAUGGUUGAGAUGAUGCAAAUAGGGUUGGCUUGUGUUGCUGUGAAGCAACAACAACGACCUCAUAUAGCUCAAGUUGUGAAAAUGAUUAAAGAUAUUCGAUCAACUGAUGCAGAAUGAAGGAAUGAAACAUUAGAUCUUUUUUUUUUCCUUGAUAGAUCAAUUUGUUUA
Molecule: messenger RNA, 2733 nt
Organism: Brassica rapa (field mustard)
Lineage: Eukaryota; Viridiplantae; Streptophyta; Magnoliopsida; Brassicales; Brassicaceae
Product: putative inactive receptor-like protein kinase At1g64210
Biological process (GO): protein phosphorylation
Molecular function (GO): protein kinase activity; protein binding; ATP binding
Source: RefSeq, a predicted model, not a curated record